ACGCAGAGUGGCCAUUACAGACAUUCGGGUUAAAUUACUCCAGACAGAAGCUAUGGAAAUGUGGACAAAACUGCAGAAUUUUGCGGCGCUAUGUGUUUUGCUUGUGGCAUUUUAUCGGCCAGCGAUAGGAGAAUCCGCCUUUCCUCUUAAUGUGGCUGGCGACGAGGAAUACAUCUUAAACGACAACUACGAUGUGCAAGCCGUGAAUCAUGACGGACAGUGUGUGUGUCGCAUUGACGCCCCGGCGCCAGGCCUGUGCUCCGACAACAGCCAGUUCCAGGAGCUAAAAUACCUCAGCCACAAGGUGGGAAACUUGAGUAAAAUUGUGAACGAAAUGAUCAGCGGGCAAUUCAUACAACGUUUCGCUCGCAUGAAGCAGAAAUUUGAAGAAAUGCAAUCAACAGCCGGCUUCAUAAUUCAUGGCUAUGACUUGCGCAACAUGCGAGAUGAAAUAGACCUGCUGUCGAAUCUCAUGGAAGCUAUAGCGCACAAUGAUACGGAUGCUGAGAGGGUAGAGGAUUUGCACGCGCAAGUUCAGAACCUGUCGACAUAUAUAGAUAGCGUAAAACUUUUGUACUCAAAUGAAGAUUCCCUGAAGAAGGAGUUAGCAGAUCUAGAUUCAAGAUUAGGUUCUUGCAAGGAGCAAUACGCAUUCCACGUCACUGAAAGCAGCCAAUCGGACCUCGUGCCAGAUUUCUUUCACGGAGCCCAUAAUAUUUCGGUGCCAGUAAACUGUGGAAAAGAAAAGCUAUCAUCCAUCUCCGAGCCGUGGACGCAUAGGUGGAUGGGAACUGCCGCAGCGAAUAACUACGGAGCUUGGUUCAAAGACCCGCUGCCAGCACCGGGCAGCGAGAACAAAAUCUACUACGUCUCAAAUCCCACUAAUCAGAAGUCGCUGUACGAGUACGCAAACUACAAGGACUUUAUAUCGAACCGGCGCCGCCUGGUGCAUACGCUCACGCACGCGUACGGCGGAACGGGCUUUGCCGUCUACAAUAACUCCUUUUACUACUCGAGCUACAAUUCGCAAGUGAUCAAUCGCUACGACCUCACAACGAAGAAAACCCUUGCGCGGCGCACCCUCACUAAUGCGGGCAAGCAGAACACGUACCCGUACAGUGUCAACCAGUUCACGGACAUCGAUCUAGAAGUGGACGAAGUCGGCAUGUGGGCCGUCUACUCGACGGCGGAGAAUCAAGGUGCGAUCGUUAUCACUCAGUUGGAUCCCGUGACCUUAGCCCUCAAGCGAACGUGGAAUACGGAUACGAGCAGGCUCAAGAAGUCCGUCGGCAAUGCGUUCUUCAUCUGCGGGGUGAUGUACGCGACCAGCAGUCAUAACACGCGGGACAACAACGUCUUCUACGCCUUCGACACGAAUACGUCGACAGAGGAGUACGUCUCGAUCCCCAUGUCGAUCAAGUACCAACUGAUGAGUCAACUGUCGUAUAAUUACAGGGAGAAGGUCUUGUUUGGAUACGACUAUGGACACAUGAUCUCUUACCCGCUCAAAUUUGCGUCGCAGCCCGGGGCUGGUUCGGAAAUUCCAGUGGCCGACUAGAAUGACAAUGAACGCCUAGCUCUCACGCAGUAGACGAGUUAUUUCUCUUUCUUCGGAAUAGUUCGUUGAAAUGUUCACAAACAUUUCAUUGAAUUUCAUGACAAUAUAUAGGAGAGAAUUUGUUUUAUGAUGAAUCGAUUUAUCCUUUAAAAUACAUUAGAUAGAUAACGUUACAACAUAAAGAACGUUAAAUAAAUGAAUUUGUAUCAUAAA
Molecule: messenger RNA, 1771 nt
Organism: Priapulus caudatus
Lineage: Eukaryota; Metazoa; Priapulida; Priapulimorpha; Priapulimorphida; Priapulidae
Product: noelin-2-like
Exons: 8
Coding region: 53-1558 (501 amino acids)
Biological process (GO): signal transduction
Source: RefSeq, a predicted model, not a curated record